AUGGACCCUUCAGCUAAUAGGGCCAGAUCAAGCAUUGACUACUCCGCAUCUUCAUAUGACCAGGAACUCUCCACUGCCAGCAAGAACCCAUCAGGGGCCACCAGAAACCCCUCUUACUCAGCGUCUGGGAGAAUUGUCUUUUCUCCUGAGAUGAGGAAGAGCACAGACAGCUCUUCAGACAAUGGAGACAUUAUAAGGAGGUUGGUGGAUGUCGGGAUUGCACCGCCUCUGAAUGGUAUGUCCCAGAAACCACAUGGAGAAGCCUCUCAUCCUGUCUCUGACUUGGAUACAAAUAUUAUUCAGGGGCCAGUCACAGCGCCAUCCAUAUCAAAUGUGGUCCCAUCUUGUGUAAACAAUGGACAUGUGACGGGUGGCAUUCAUCAGGAACAUGAGCCCAACCCUGGUCAGCAUGAUCAUGGAAUAGGGCGAGGAAGAGGCAUCUUUCCCAGGAGGGGCCAGGGGAGUCUCAGGUUCAGAGGACGGGGAAACCGAGGGAAAGGACGAGGGUUUGGCAACCAAUUUUUCCAUAAAUAUGAUGCUCCUCCUCUGAAGAAGCAGCAGCUGGAAGAAGUAGCCACCAAUACAUCCGUGGUAUAUCAGGUGAGUCCAGAAUGAUGAAGCCCUCAGCUUGGGGUCAUCUGACACAACACAAGUGAUUGGUCCAUGUCCUGCUAGAUUCUGGAAUUAAAUGAGAACUACUCACCUGAGGUCUCUGACUACAAGGAGGGGGUCGUCCACAGAUUUAAUCCCGUGACGCAGAAGAUCGAGGUGGAGCUCAUCUCCAAGCUGAAGAGGAGGGAGCCGGGAAAAUUUGAUCUGGUGUACAACGUGGAAGAUGGGAAGCAGUUGGUAGAGUUUGCUGCUCCUCCGGAUUGUAAGAUUAAUGAGCUCUGGAGUUCUCUGAUCACACCGCGGUUGGUGAUGGAAGAGGGGUCAGAAGAGGAAACUUCGCCACAGCCUUUGUGA
Molecule: messenger RNA, 966 nt
Organism: Staurois parvus
Lineage: Eukaryota; Metazoa; Chordata; Amphibia; Anura; Ranidae
Source: the annotation of a GenBank genome assembly